Messenger RNA from Daldinia vernicosa, 4714 nucleotides. RefSeq names its product Pkinase-domain-containing protein. The transcript is spliced from 4 exons. Lineage: Eukaryota; Fungi; Ascomycota; Sordariomycetes; Xylariales; Hypoxylaceae. Bases 603 to 4226 code for a protein of 1207 amino acids. Gene Ontology annotation, cellular component: nucleus; cytoplasm; cytosol. Gene Ontology annotation, molecular function: ATP binding; protein serine/threonine kinase activity. Gene Ontology annotation, biological process: protein phosphorylation; negative regulation of glycogen biosynthetic process; intracellular signal transduction. The record is from RefSeq and is a predicted model, not a curated record.
GCCGAAUCUUCUUUAAAAUAUAAAUAUUAAAUUAAGACUAUAAAAGAAAGACAGUGCACAAAGAGCAAGGGUUCCCCAGCUUUCCACAAUAGCGAAACGCCACAGCUGACCAGUACCGUAACACCUGCACCUGAUUGAAAUUUGGGCUGCUAGCAACUAGCAAAGUUUAGUUGGUGUUUUAGAGGGGAGGGAAAGAAUUUCCCACCGUCUCCAAAUAUUGUUUUCUCUUUUUUAUUUCAUUUUAGACAAGGUCUUGAUUAAAAGUCUCGAUUAAAAUAACCCCGCAGUUCCGCGUCUCCGCUAGCCGUCAGCUUACCUCGCCUUAUUAGAUAUAUACUUCCUCUGUACAGAACAUUAGCACCCUGCGUGUUCUGCCUUGCCCUGCGUGCCUCACAGCAGCGCCGUACCUCCCAACAGUAUCUCGUUAUCCUUAUCCUCUCAUUUAUUUUUUUCAAUUUACCUCACUCUCAGUCCUCCGUUCAGACUUAUUGCGCGCGCAGGCCGUAGCACAACUUCUAUUACUGUCUGUCAAUUAUGAAAAAUAUUCAUGGUGGAAAUCAGGACUGUGGUGAGUUUCGAGGUUGAAAGGACGCAUCAUAUUCAUGCCCAUGGCCACUGAUCCCGCUGCCUAUCCACAAGGCGCCGAGAACAUUCAUCAGGAUGCAGACCCAGAACCGCAACGCGGCCGCGACCCCACGAGGAGUACGAAGUUGGCUGCACCGUUACGAAUACCCAAGAACCGCAGCACUGGCAAUCUCGCCGUUGUGGCUGAAUUUCCUGAGAGAUCGAGGUUGAGGUUCUCUUUCGACACGGGAUCAGGCGUGACAGAAUCUGACCAAAUCACAAGAUCUCCCAUAAUUACCGAACAUGACCAUGGGCUGGGUAUCUCUGGUUUACGACGCAUUCGUCAGCAUCCAACCCCCCGCACUCCUACGAUGCCUUCGAGCGCCGUAUCUUCGCGAAGUCCCUCUACCGGUCUCCUUCGCUCCACCUCGAUGUCUAUGAUGCUCCCUUCAGGGCAUUCUACCCCGUUAUUGGGCCCCUCGUCUCCCAACUUCUCCGAAGACCUGUCUCGCUUUCCGUCCGAGUCCCUGCAUUCCUUCUCCUUCGCCCAUCAAUCCGAGGAGUUUAUACAUAACCGUCAAAAUGUGCUAAAACGGUCUAUAGAGUUUAUGAAAGACCGCAUGGGAUGGGCAGUUUCGUCGAAUGCGGCUAUGGCUAGCGCUCAAGCUAGGGUCUCCGGCGAUGUCGAAACCCAGCAUAUGCUUAAUCUUCUCGCUAAGGCACAGCUGGUUGGGGCCGGAAAUUUGCCAAAUGCCGACUCUUCCUUCAAUCCAGGCCCGCUGACCGGACCAGCUCAAGUCUCACAGAGUAAUAUUUUCGAAAAGGACUUCAUACCGAGGACGAGCAGCCCCGAGUCCUUCGUAACACCGCUUGUGUCUCCAAUUGCCCGAGGGCCUACCGUGGAUGAAACUCCAGUUGCUACUGCACGGCCUACGGAAGGCGGAGAGGGCGAAACGCUGCCAGAGCAAGCGGAUACGUCUCAAGAGCAACCGGAUUCUGAGAACUCAUCAAGAACGCCGACAAAUGAGAGUGGCACCACGGCUAAGACGUCACCUCCCAUAUCCAGACGCCCGAGCUUGAGGAGAAAUUUUACGGACGUAGGAACAGCUGAGAGGCAGCAAAAGCUUGUGGAUACUAUGACGCAGCCUUUUCUUGCUGGCUCGUCAGAAGGUUAUCCCGAAGCAUUGGUAUCUCCUAUGCUCCCGCCGUUAACUAUAGGUUCGUCACUCGGCGCAUCUGGGUCCCUGGGUUCCGUGGUUCACGGUCAUGCAGCUCGAUGGGUUCCAGCAGCGCAGGCUAUUUUCACAACCGAAUCCAAACCCCCAUGGACUAUAUUAGCUGCGAAUGACUUGGCUUGUUUAGUGUUUGGCGUGACAAAAGCCGAGGUUCGAAAGAUGGGGAUCUUGGAAGUUGUGCAAGAGGAAAGGCGAGCCUGGUUAGAGCACAAACUCCUUCGCGCUGAUCCUGAUGAGGUGGGACAAACACCUGCACAGACUGUACCGCAACCUGCUCCCUCAGCCGGCUCGUCGUUAUUGGGAGGUCGCGGGGGUAUCACGGCACAAUUGCUAAGUAAACCAAACUCUAGAUCCCAGCCUCCAAAGACACCUGCCCGGCGUGCACAGACUGUGCACAGCGGAGAUACUACGCCAUCUAAAUCUCGAGGUACGAGUCAUCGCAGUUCAAAGUCAAGAGGGGUGUUGCUCUGUGGUGAUGUUGUCCCCAUACAAAAGCGAAACGGGGCGACGGGUUCUGCGAGUCUGUGGGUUAAGGAGAAGAGGGUAGGGCUGAUAUGGGUCCUCGAAGAAAUUCACGAGGAUGUUGCCCUCGUGAGUCUUGACGACGACGGAAUCGUCACCAAGAUCUCUGGAGACACGGGUCCAAUAUGGGGAGAUGAAAAUCUACAGCCAGGCAUGGAUAUCGGGAAGUUGAUCCCCCGCAUUCCUCGACAAGGUAUCGAUCCUAGAUAUGGCGCAAUAGACUAUGCGCAAAUUGCGAAACGCAGGUAUUUUACUUGUCGAAAUGGGGGGAAAAUUAAUAUUCCUGCUAUUGUCGCACAGACGAGAGGUCAGACCGAACUACGGGUUUCAAGCUUCCCCCAUAUUGCGGGUAUUAUCGUAGUCUCUCCUGAUACGCUCCAGAUCAAGAGCUCAAAUUCGGCAUUCUGCGGGGCCCUCUUCGGUUAUGAAAAGCCGGAGGGACAGUCGGUCACUAACUUGAUUCCGGACUUCGACAAGGUUCUCGAAAUUUUGGUUGAUCACGAUGGGAUUCAUCUUCAGGAUGGCAUCGUAGUACCUGAACAUAGUUUCAGAAAAGCGUCUACUUUGUUGGCUUUACAAGAUGGCAGACCAGAUGCUACCAGCAUUUUUCUAAACCCUGAUGGGCUCCCGGCGAAACACCGUGACGGCUCCGAGUUAAAGAUCGACGUUCAAAUGAGAGUAGUAAAGAGUGAAAAGCACUCCAGCAAUGAUUCAGGUGCGAGUGACGAUGAGUCACAGGGAAGCGAAAGCGAUAUUGAGUCAGAGGUGGUUUACGCGUUAUGGAUCACCUAUUCUCGUCACUUACAUACGUCCAACAUCAAGUCAUCAGCCGCCACUAGCUCUAAAUCGCCAGUAUUGUCCAGGGCAGUGUCUCCUUUACACCAACCCUCUCCCGGUCAGACACCAGUGCAUACACCGAUAGACAUGAGCUCGGAUACAGAAGAGGUAAAGUCUAAGCUUACCUCCGCUGCGUCGGGAUUGUCUCAACAGCUUAAAGUUGCUGCAAUAAAUGCAGCCGCUAAACUCACCGGGCAAUCUAAGGCUUCAGAAAAACAAUUAUCAUCAUCACCGCCUCAAACCAACGCUCCAGAACGUAAAAAGACUAUUGAUGAUUUCGUUAUACUUGAAGACAUGGGCCAGGGUGCUUACGGCCAAGUGAAACUAGCACGGUACAAGUACAACGGCGGGAAGAAGGUUGUGCUGAAGUAUGUGACCAAGCGGCGAAUUCUCGUUGAUACAUGGACUAGAGAUCGACGCCUCGGCACAGUCCCUCUUGAGAUACAUGUGUUAGACUAUCUCCGACGGGACGGUUUUAAGCAUCCUAACAUCGUAGAGAUGGAGGAUUUCUUCGAGGACGAGACGAAUUAUUAUAUCGAAAUGGCUCCUCAUGGAUAUCCAGGGAUGGAUCUCUUCGAUUACAUUGAGCUCCGUGCUAACAUGGAAGAAGAGGAAUGCCGAAGCAUUUUUGUCCAGGUUGCUAGGGCGAUACACCAUCUCCACACUAAAGCGAAGGUGGUUCAUCGUGACAUCAAAGACGAAAACGUCAUUUUAGACGGUGAAGGGCACAUUAAGCUGAUCGACUUCGGAAGCGCAGCAUACAUCAAGAAUGGGCCUUUCGAUGUCUUCGUAGGCACUAUUGAUUAUGCGGCCCCGGAAGUGUUAGCAGGGAAACCGUAUGGCGGUAAAGAACAAGACGUAUGGGCUCUCGGAAUUUUGCUUUACACCAUCAUCUACAAGGAGAACCCAUUCUACAGCAUCGACGAGAUAAUGGAUCGUGAUCUAAGAGUACCAUAUGUAAUCAGCGAAGAGAGCAUUGACCUCAUCCGCUGUAUGCUUGAUCGCGAUCUUACGCGACGAUACGAUAUCGAACAAGUGAUUCAGCAUCCCUGGUGCCAGAUGGAUUGAAGAUGUGACGAUAGGGAGUGAACAGCUGGGCUGUCCCAUGAGGACUUAAGGGGAUAUGAGUGAGGAAGGGUUUGUAUGGCCGGGUUGGUUUUAUGGGCUAGCUAGACUGUUAUUGGAGAACAGGGCACAGAGCACAGAAUUGGGGAAUGAAGACAAUUUACUGCAUGAUACCCAGCUCUCGAAAAACUACGAUUUUACGAGGGGCUUAGGAAAGAAUAACAUAAAGAGCUAUCUAUAAAAUACGGAAUCAAGUAAGCAAGAUACACAGAAUAGGGCUGGCGCAGGGUCUAUUUUUCCCAUCUUAGGUAUUGGUUUUGUUGCUAGAGCAAGUCAGCGUAUCUUGGCGGUGGAAAUCAGCAUACGCUUUCGGCACGGAGUUUUUUUUUUUUUUUUUCUUUGAGAGGGCUUUAUGAUAUCAAAACAUAUGAUAUAAGAAACUAAAGAAUGGCUGGCUUUUCCUCUCGGAUUUUAGUUUCUGAUUAUGAUUU